This is a messenger RNA of Haemonchus placei, 2964 nucleotides long. The record is from the annotation of a GenBank genome assembly. NCBI's taxonomy places the organism in Eukaryota, Metazoa, Nematoda, Chromadorea, Rhabditida, Trichostrongylidae.
AUGAUUACAAGCCGAACUGCUCGCGUACUUCUGCUGCCACGAUGUCGACCGCUAAGGUGCAAUCGCCAGCUUUACCGUGAUUUCCGUUCAAGUCAUGGAGUCAAAGAGCGGCAAUCGCCGCCAGUUGACGGUUUGCAGGCCAAUGUCGCAGGCACUCAGCUGAAAAUCGUCGAACCCACACCGUCAUCCCUUCGUCCAUACAGCUCCCACUUCCAUAGACCCAAAGAGGAUCAUUUCUCUGAGAAUGUGGCGAAAACGCUGUGCCCUGAGAGUUUUGAAGAGCUGCUUCCUCACAUUGACACCUUCAUUUUCGACGCUGACGGUGUCCUCUGGCUUGGGGAUGAGGUUAUUCCUGGUUCACCUCGGCUAGUUGACUUUCUCGUUAAAAAUAAUAAACGAGUAAUUAUGCUUACAAACAACGCCACUAAAUCGCGGGCACUUAUUGCGGAAAAAAUUGCAAGGCUUGGAUACAGUCCUGAGCUGAAUAAAGAUACAGUGGUCAAUCCAGCUGCAGUUAUCGCCGACUCCUUGCACAGAGCUGGCUUUGCUGGAUACAAAAAAGUCUAUCUGAUAGGAUCUCAAGGGGUGCGUGACGAGAUGGAUGCCCUUGGUCUCGAGUAUUUUGGCCAUGGUCCAGAACCUCUGGAUCCUUCCGAUGAACGAACCUACCUGGUGAAAGCUGCAAACUACCUCAAACAGCCACAUUGCCUUUUCCUGGCUACAAACGAAGAUGAGACAUGCCCAAGUCCGGAUCCAAACGUUAUCAUACCCGAUGCAGGUCCCAUAGUGGCUGCGGUUCGAUGUGCAUCUGGCAGGGAGCCCCUUACCAUCGGAAAGCCCAACAGUCCGAUUUUCGACUUUAUAAGAAGGCGAUGGAAUAUCGACCCGGAACGAACGAUGAUGAUCGGUGACAGAACAAAUACCGAUGUGAAAUUUGGUCGCGAUCACGGGAUGCGAACGUUGCUGGUGUUAUCGGGAUGUCACCAAAUCGAAGACAUCAUGGAGAAUCACCGAAAUGGCCUACUCGACAUGAUGAAAACUACUGACUCUACUGCAGUUCGCAACUGCAUGCUCAGCUCUCCUGCUUAUAAAUCGAAAGAUGGUCAUUUCUCAGAGGACAUUACAAAACCUCUGGGCCCUGAAAGUUUCCGAGAGCUGUUACCCGAUAUCGAUACGUUCAUCUUCGAUGCCGAUGGUGUCCUAUGGCUAGGAGACGACGCUAUCCCUGGUUCGGUUCGACUAAUUGAUUUUCUCGUGAAAAUCAAGAAGCAGGUGAUCAUACUCACGAACAACGCCACCAAAUCCCGAGCCGUUUAUGCGAAGAAACUGGCGAGGCUUGGAUUCAGCUCCAAGCUGGACGAGGACUCACUGGUCAAUCCAGCUGCCGUUAUUGCCGACACCUUGUACCGAGCUGGUAUUACCGGUAACAAAAAAGUCUACCUAAUAGGAGCUCAAGGAGUACGCGAUGAAAUGGAUGCACUCGGUAUUCAGUACUUUGGACAUGGCCCAGAGCCACAGGACCAUUCCGAUGGGAGUGCCUUCAUGUUCGACAUCGAGUUGGAGGAAGAUCCUUCCGAAGUGGGUGCGGUAGUUGUUGGAUACGAGAAGCACUUCGACUACCACAAGUUGAUGAAGGCCUCGAACUACCUUCAGCAUCCACAUUGCCUCUUUUUGGCUACAAAUGAGGAUGAGACAUGUCCAGGUCCUAACCCAGAUAUCAUUACUCCCGAUGCAGGUUUGUCCACUCACUUCCUUCCCUUCACCCCUACCCCGAACCGUCCCAUUCCAGGACCCAUCGUAGCCGCAGUCCGAUGUGCUUCGGGAAGGGAACCUAUUACUGUUGGAAAGCCCAACACUCCAGCUUUCGACUACAUCAGAAGGCGAUGGAGAAUUAAUCCUGAGCGGACAAUAAUGGUCGGCGACAGGACAAAUACCGACAUCAAAUUCGGUCGCGAUCACGGGCUGAAGACUUUGCUGGUGCUUUCGGGUUGCCAUCAACUCGAAGAUGUCACCGACAAUCGCAUUCAUGGCGAUUUUGAUAUGCCGCUAUGCCCCGAAAGUUUUCGGGAGUUGCUUCCCCACAUCGACACUUUUAUUUUCGACGCCGAUGGUGUGUUGUGGUUGGGCGAUGAUGUAAUCCCCGGAUCACCUCGGUUGGUCGAUUUCCUCAUCAAAAGCCGCAAACGAGUAAUCAUUCUCACGAACAAUGCUACGAAAUCGCGAGCUGUCUAUGCGAAGAAACUUGCAAGACUCGGCUUCAACCGCAAGUUGGACAAGAACUCCCUUGUCAAUCCCGCAGCCGUCGUCGCGGACGCCCUGGAUAGAGCAGGUCUAGCUGACAACAUGAAAGUUUACCUGAUUGGUGCUCAAGGAGUACGAGACGAAAUGGAUGAUCUUGGUAUCGAGUAUUUUGGACAUGGUCCAGAACCCCAGGACGACUCCGAUGGGAGUGCCUUCAUGUUUGACAUUGAACUCGAAGAAGACCCUUCCGAUGUUGGAGCAGUGGUCGUUGGAUAUGAGAAGCAUUUCAACUACCACAAACUGAUGAAGGCUGCCAACUAUCUCCAGAAGCGGCACUGCCUGUUUCUAGCCACAAAUGAAGAUGAGACAUGUCCAGGUCCCAAUGCUGAUGUGGUUACGCCUGAUGCAGGACCACUGGUGGCUGCUGUCCGAUGUGCUUCUGGCAGGGAACCAAUUACUGUCGGGAAACCCAACACUCCAGCUUUUGACUACAUAAGAAGACGAUGGAACAUUGAUCCCGAACGGACUUUGAUGGUGGGCGACAGGACAAACACCGACGUGAAAUUCGGUCGCGAUCACGGAUUGAAGACGCUGCUUGUGUUGUCGGGUUGCCAUCAGCUUGAAGAUAUCCUGGACAAUCACAGGAAUGGCUCACUCGAUAUGGUGCCUGAUUACUAUACAACCUGUUUGGGAGCUUUACUACCACAUCGGGAUUAUGCAUGA